Messenger RNA from Jatropha curcas, 1021 nucleotides. Its product is annotated as multiple organellar RNA editing factor 9, chloroplastic. NCBI's taxonomy places the organism in Eukaryota, Viridiplantae, Streptophyta, Magnoliopsida, Malpighiales, Euphorbiaceae. The record is from RefSeq and is a predicted model, not a curated record. Gene Ontology annotation, cellular component: chloroplast. Gene Ontology annotation, biological process: cytidine to uridine editing; chloroplast RNA modification.
UAUGGCGAUGUGAAAUCCAAUCCUUCGACGUCUGCCAAUAGCCCUUAUCAUUAUCUCUCUCCACUCUGCAACUGUUUCAAAAAUGGCGACUUGUUAUACCUCUGUUUCCCUUACACCGAAAGCUCUAUUUUUCUCUCCAAAAUCCUCUAUUUCACAACUCUCCCCUUUCGUCCGAGUCAACUCACUCACUUGCCUACCAAUUCGCUCUCUCUCAAUCACUCGAGCCGCAGCUUAUGAUAGUGAUUACUCUUCAGCAAGGAGCAGUAGCAAUGAGCAGAGAGAAACGAUAAUGUUACCGGGCUGUGACUAUAAUCAUUGGCUAAUUGUAAUGGAGUUCCCGAAAGACCCUGCACCUACUAGAGAGGAGAUGAUUGAAACCUAUAUAGAUACUCUCGCCACUGUACUGGGCAGUAGGGAAGCAGCUAUGAAGAACAUGUAUGCAUUUAGCACUACUACUUACACUGGAUUUCAGUGCACUGUAUCUGAAGAAACCUCUGAGAAAUUCAAGGGAUUGCCUGGGGUUCUCUGGGUGUUGCCAGAUUCUUACAUAGAUGUGAAAAAUAAGGACUAUGGAGGUGAUAAAUAUAUUAAUGGGAAGAUAAUUCCUUGCAAGUAUCCUACUUAUCAACCAAAGCAACAGAGAGAUUCUAAAUAUGUAAGCAAAAGAUAUGAAAGACGAAAAGAUGGCCCUCCUCGUGAACAAAGAAGACAAAGGGAACAAGAAACUCAAUACAAAUCGGCAUCUGAAUGAGUUCGAGAAUGUUUUGACUCUAAAGACAGAUGUACCCAGUGAAUUUCUCUGGAUAUAAGGUGUGUGAUCAAGCCACUUGUUUAUGGAGUGCUUGCUGCUUUUUUGUAAUGUCUGGUGUAUUUUUCAUUUGAAUAUGAGAGAUUGUGAUGUAUGCUUGUUAAUUGAGGGAUGAUAAAUAUAUAUUAACUAAAGUUAGAUUUCAGUAGUUGUAUGGCUGAGCCUAUGCUAAUUGGAUGGAUUAUUUCUACCAAUGCUUCAUUUGUUUGCACA